Messenger RNA from Colletotrichum godetiae, 1827 nucleotides. Its product is annotated as tat pathway signal sequence. Lineage: Eukaryota; Fungi; Ascomycota; Sordariomycetes; Glomerellales; Glomerellaceae. The transcript is spliced from 2 exons. The record is from RefSeq and is a predicted model, not a curated record. Gene Ontology annotation, cellular component: box C/D methylation guide snoRNP complex; small-subunit processome. The coding region runs from base 1 to 1827 and encodes 608 amino acids. Gene Ontology annotation, molecular function: rRNA methyltransferase activity; RNA binding; histone H2AQ104 methyltransferase activity. Gene Ontology annotation, biological process: rRNA methylation; box C/D sno(s)RNA 3'-end processing.
AUGACGUCCGCAUACGCCAAUGGCUCUGCUAAGGCGGCCUACUCGACAUCCUCUGCGACGCCGACUGCACUGAGCAGAUGGAGCAUCGCGACGACACAGCUGCCCGCCGUCGACAAGAUCAAGGCCCUGCACAUCUACGACUUUGACAACACACUCUUCAAAACUCCCUUGCCGAACCCCGCAUUAUGGAGCGGCCCUACGAUCGGCGUGUUGUCAAGUCAAGACGUCAUCUGCAACGGCGGCUGGUGGCACGACUCCCGAAUCCUCUCAGCCACGGGCGAGGGCGCCGACACGGAGGAGAAGCGCGCCUGGGAGGGCUGGUGGAAUGAAAAGAUUGUCGAACUGGUGAAGCUGAGCGUCAAGCAAAAGGACGCUUUGUGCGUGCUGCUGACGGGCCGCUCCGAGCGAGGCUUCGGGGAGCUCAUCAAGAGGAUGACUGCGAGCAAGGGGCUCGAGUUCGACAUGGUUGGACUUAAGCCUGCUGUCAGCCCGACGAACCAGAAUUUUUCGAGUACGAUGCACUUUAAGCAGCUCUUCCUCACUGCGGUAAUGGAGACGUACAAGAACGCCGAAGAGAUCCGCAUCUAUGAAGACCGUCCGAAACAUGUCAAGGGGUUCAGAGAUUUCAUGACCGAUUAUAACCGCAAGCAGAACAUCCAUGCUACUCGCACACGCGGCCCAAUUACGGCGGAGGUUGUCCAGGUCGCAGACAUGUCGACGACGCUGGACCCCGUGGUUGAGGUUGCCGAGGUGCAGCACAUGAUCAACCUUCACAAUGAGGAGAUUGGCAAGCAGUCAUCUGACGUCCGUCCGCAACGGCUGAGAGUCAAGAAGACUGUCUAUUUCACAGGCUACUUGAUCAGCAAGGAAGACACGGCGCAGUUGAUGAAGAUGGCCCAAAUCCCCCCUGGAUUGCCCGAGCAGGAGCUCAAGUUCCACGCCAACAACAUUCUCAUCUGCCCGCGUCCUUGCCCGGCCAGCAUCCUGGAAAAGGUCGGAGGCAUGGGAAGCAAGAUGAAGUGGGAGGUCACAGGUACUGCUUGCUUUGAGAACAGCAUCUGGGCAGCGAGCCUCCGACCCGUUCCUGCCACCGCGAAAUUUCACACAGACAACCCGUCGCCUCUCGUCGUUCUCGCCCUCCGAAAGGGCGCCCGCCCUGUGGAUGCCGGCAAGAUUCAGAAUUGGCAGCCUAUCCCCGCCGAUAAGGCAAUGACCUUUGAGACCACGGUUGGAGAGAAGAUGAUUCUACGCAUCGAGCCAGAGGACCCCCGCGAGGACGAGUACGAAUCGCUCUUCGCCAACAAGUCUUCUAAGCGGAAACACGACGGCGGCGACUACUCACGCGAUCACCACCGACACAACCCUUACAACGGCCGCAACGAGCGCCGCGAUUUCCAUUCUGGACGCGGAGGCGGAGGCGGAGGCGGUGGUCGUGGUGGCGGUGGCUUCCGCGGCGGUGGAGGAAGAGGCGGCAGAGGCCGUGGCAACGGUAAGGGCGGCCGCGGCGGACGUGGCAUGCACGGCUACCGCUCCCUCGACGACGUCGAGCCCCGGAAUCAGCAGGGAGGAUACGGACAGACUGUCGAGUACGAUGACAACAGCUACCCGUCCCUCCCGGGACAGUCGCAGCAGCAAGGCGGCUUCCAAGGGAGUCAACAACAACAGUACCAACCUCCGCUUAGCGCGUGGAACUCGGGACCUCCGCCAAAUGCCCCAACUGGCCCAGCCGGUCGUCUCAUGGGCGGCGGCGGCGGCGGUGGUGGUGGUAAUUACGGAGGUGAUGGAGGCGGCGCAGGCAACAGCAGCGAUCUUCAGAACUAUUACUAG